AUGGCGGAUCAACUCAACAUGAAUGGUCUCAACCUUAACGGUGGUGAACCUCGAUCAUAUAUUCCUCCCCACAUGCGAGGCAAGAUGGGUGGCCCUGCUCCAAGUGGUCCACCAGCAAACUUGAAUGGUAGUGCUUGGGCCCCUCAAGGUAAUGGUUACGCUAAUGGUCCACGCCCAGCUGGAGGUGAAUCUUGGGCUAACGCUCCUGAUUUCACCCCACGUGGAAACGGUGCACCACGAGGUGGAAACAACUGGAACCCAUCUGGUCCUCCAUCUUUCAACAAGAACGCUUAUGGAAACCCUGCAGCUGGUGCUGGCGGUCCUGGAGGUGCUGGAGGUGCUGGUGGCGCUGGUGGUGGUGGUGGUGGUCAAGCUCGUGGUGGUGGAGAUGGACAAUGGCGAGAUGGAAAACACAUUGCUGGACCUGCCAACGCUCGUUUAGAACGUGAACUCUUCGGUGUUGCCGACGAUCCAACCAAGCAACAAACCGGUAUCAACUUCGAAAAGUACGAUGAUAUCCCAGUUGAAGCAUCUGGUCAAGAUGUCCCAGAACCAGUCCUCAAGUUCACCAACCCACCUCUCGAUGAUCAUCUCAUCAAGAACAUUGAGUUGGCACAUUACAAAGUCCCAACCCCAGUUCAAAAAUACUCCAUCCCAAUUGUUAUGGGUGGACGUGAUUUGAUGGCUUGUGCUCAAACUGGUUCCGGAAAGACUGGUGGUUUCUUGUUCCCCAUUUUGUCUCAAGCAUUCCAAACUGGUCCAUCUCCUGUUCCAGCUAAUGCUGCAGGAAGCUUCGGACGCACUCGCAAGGCUUACCCAACUUCUUUGAUCCUCGCCCCAACUCGUGAGCUUGUUUCCCAAAUUUACGAUGAAUCCCGCAAAUUCGCCUACAGAUCCUGGGUUCGCCCUUGUGUCGUUUAUGGUGGUGCCGAUAUUGGUUCUCAACUUCGCCAAAUGGAACGUGGCUGUGAUCUCCUCGUUGCUACUCCAGGUCGUCUUGUUGAUUUGAUUGAGCGUGGCCGCAUUUCUCUCCAAAACAUCAAGUACUUGGUUCUUGAUGAGGCUGAUCGUAUGUUGGACAUGGGUUUCGAACCACAAAUUCGACGAAUUGUUGAGGGUGAGGACAUGCCAGGUGUUCAAAACCGUCAAACCCUCAUGUUUUCAGCCACCUUCCCUCGCGAUAUCCAAAUGCUUGCCCGUGAUUUCUUGAAGGAUUACGUUUUCUUGUCUGUUGGUCGUGUUGGUUCUACUUCUGAGAACAUUACUCAAAAGGUUGAAUACGUCGAGGACAUUGACAAGCGUUCCGUCCUUUUGGACAUCCUCCACACUCACGGUGCCGGUCUUACUCUCAUCUUCGUUGAGACUAAGCGUAUGGCCGAUUCCUUGUCAGACUUCUUGAUCAACCAAAACUUCCCCGCCACCUCUAUUCACGGUGAUCGUACUCAACGUGAGCGUGAACGUGCUCUUGAGAUGUUCAGAAAUGGCCGUUGCCCAAUUCUUGUCGCUACUGCUGUCGCAGCCAGAGGCAAUACUAACUUACUUCUGGGACUUGAUAUUCCCAAUGUAAAGCAUGUAGUCAACUACGACCUUCCCACCGACAUUGAUGACUAUGUUCAUCGUAUCGGUCGUACAGGUCGUGCUGGUAACACUGGUAUCUCGACUGCAUUCUUCAACCGUGGAAACCGUGGUGUCUGUCGCGAUCUUAUUGAACUCUUGAAGGAAGCCAACCAAGAGAUUCCAUCAUUCCUCGAGAACAUUGCUCGUGAAGGUGGUGGCUUUGGUGGUGGACGAGGAGGUCGAUCUGGUGGUCGUGGACGUGGUGGUGGAGCCAACCGUGAUUUCCGUAAGUUCGGCGGAGGUGGCGGUGGUGGAUUUAACGGAGGUGGUGGAUUCGGUGGACCUCCAGCCUCUGGUGGAUAUGGUGGUGGUGGUGGUGGCUUCGGUGGUCCACCUGCUCCAGCUAGCUACGGUCCUCCUCCAGGACAAUAUAAUGGUGGUGGUGGUUACGGUGGCGGCAAUGGUGGAGGCUAUGGCAAUCCAUCUGCUGGUGGUGGUGGCCAAAGCUGGUGGUAA
Botrytis deweyae is the source of this 2073-nucleotide messenger RNA. RefSeq lists its product as uncharacterized. Gene Ontology annotation, cellular component: nucleus. The record is from RefSeq and is a predicted model, not a curated record. The coding region runs from base 1 to 2073 and encodes 690 amino acids. The transcript has 4 exons. Gene Ontology annotation, molecular function: RNA helicase activity; RNA binding; ATP binding. Lineage: Eukaryota; Fungi; Ascomycota; Leotiomycetes; Helotiales; Sclerotiniaceae.